Molecule: messenger RNA, 1827 nt
Organism: Carassius auratus (goldfish)
Lineage: Eukaryota; Metazoa; Chordata; Actinopteri; Cypriniformes; Cyprinidae
Gene: lgals9l3
Product: lectin, galactoside-binding, soluble, 9 (galectin 9)-like 3
Exons: 11
Coding region: 130-1092 (320 amino acids)
Biological process (GO): negative regulation of type II interferon production; positive regulation of gene expression; negative regulation of CD4-positive, alpha-beta T cell proliferation
Cellular component (GO): cytosol; nucleus
Molecular function (GO): carbohydrate binding; galactoside binding
Source: RefSeq, a predicted model, not a curated record
UGCUUUUCUUCGGAAACCGGACAUUUGUAGGUGGGUCUUUAGUCUUUGCUGUUUGUCGAACUGCUCUUUUUCCUUUUGUUCGUCUCUCGAUCACACACUUAAAGCUGCAGGAAAGUAAACACUGAUCAAAUGGCUUUUUAUCAGCAACAGCCGUUUUACAACCCGAGAAUCCCAUUCAGUGGGCAAAUCCAGGGUGGCCUGCAGGACGGCAAGAGCAUUAUCAUAAGUGGGCGGGUUUUACCAGGAGCUAACAGAUUUCAUGUGAACCUUCAGUGUGGUUCUCAUUCCGGGGCUGAUAUUGCUCUGCAUUUUAACCCACGCUAUGAGAGCCCUGGGUAUGUAGUGCACAACACCUGCCAGAGCAGGAACUGGGGCUCAGAGGAGCGCAAAUAUGAAUCUCCCUUCCCCCAAGGCCAAACAUUCACCCUCCAGAUCCUUGUCGAGCAGGACAAAUACAAGAUAUCUACUAAUGGGAGACACUUCAUGGACUAUAGACACCGUGUUCCAUACACUCAGGUGGACACCGUCUCAGUGGAUGGAAUGGUGGAGUUGAACUCUAUUGCCUUCCAGAAUCCUGCGCCCUAUUUACCUCCACAACCAGCCUUUCCAGGUUAUAUCGCACCUCAAGCAGGGUAUCAGCCUCAGUAUGCUAUGCCUCCAGGAUGUGGGUUCCCGGCAUACCCGUCUGCACCCAAUUAUACUAUCCCUUACAAAACCGUCAUCAAUGGUGGACUUUACCCUGGCAAAAACAUUGUCAUCAAUGGAGUUAUCAAUCCCAAUGCUAGCAGAAUAACAUUCAACCUGCGCUACAGAAGUGGGAUCGCAUUUCACUAUAAUCCUCGUUUUGAUGAGAAAGUGGUUGUGCGCAACACCAAUCAGAUGGAGAAUUGGGGUCCGGAGGAACGGUCUGGAGGCUUGCCCUUUCAAAAAGGACAACCUUUUCAGGUCACCAUCUCCUGCAACCCCCAUCAUUACAAUGUGUUUGUCAACGGGAAACAAGCACACACUUACAAACAUCGCUUCACAAUGCUGCACGAAAUUGAUAUUUUGGAGAUUUGCGGAGAUCUGCAGCUGAGUUUAGUGCAGGCUUAACAGGGAUCUGUGACAUUUCAUUUAUAAGUCACUUUUUAAAGAAAGAUAAGGGAAGGAAUUAAAUCGAUAAGAAGUCGAAUUGCUUUCAAAUACAGAAAAAUGGCUGAGUGUAAACAUGAACAGCACUGUGAUUUUGCUAAUUUGAAUGAACAUAAAUCCUUUUUUGUUAUGUUUGGCUUUCUGUAGUAUUAUUUAGCAGGAUAUGUUUUAUAUAUGGUAUAUAAGGCCUAUGGUAUAUAGUGUUGAUUGCGCAGUGGAUAAGACACAUGCCUUUGGUGUGAGAGACCUGGGUUUCGAAUCCACCGUGAGACACCAAUGUGUCCCUGAGCAAGACACUUAACCCCUAGUUGCUCCAGAGGCGUGCGACCUCUGACAUAUAUAGCAAUUGUAAGUCGCUUUAAGCGUCAGCUAAAUGAAUGAAUGAAUAAAAAUAUUUCUAUAUAGCCAUCUUGAAACUCAUCAAUCUUGCUGCAUGUUUAAACUAAUACACAAAAAACUGCAUAUUAUAAUAAUAUAUAAGCCUAUAUUAUAAUCAAAUUAAUAUACCUUAUACAUCUGCUUUUUUUAUUAUUUUUCAUAGUGUAUAAAUAUCCUUACUGUCUCUGUUUAUAUCACAAUGAAGUCACUGUGAAACAGUAGAGAUCCAUCAGAAGAUCACUGUGGUCUUUUAUUACUGUAAACUUCAAUAUAUGUGUAAAAACAAUAAAGUUUUUUAUUCAGUUUUCUUGACACUUA